AUGACAAUUCAGUUUGAGCACAGGACAGCCGGGGAGGGUGGGGAGUGGGGAAGGAUGAGCGCAAGCAGCCUUUCUUGGGACCAGGCUCUUCUCCAGCCUCCGGUGUGUGAUGCCUGGAAGGACACUAUGGAGGGGGCAGCCUAUCAUCUGGCCAGCUGCAUUGUCCUCCUGGGUUACAUGGGGGGAAGUGGCAUCUUUGGGUCCCUCUAUAUUUUUGGCCUCCUGGCCCCAGGCUACUUCUGCUAUGCCUUAUGGGGCUGGCUGAGUGCCUGUGGACUGGAUAUCUUCAUCUGGAACAUGCUGCUCGUCCUCGCCUGCUUGCUUCAGCUGGCUCACCUGGCUUACCGGCUCCGCAGAAACACCAUCCCUGAAGAGUUUAACCUCCUCUACAAGACCAUGUACCUGCCCCUGCAGGUGCCCCUGGAUGUCUACAAAGAAAUUGUGAAGUGCUGUGAAGAGCAGGUCCAGUCACUUGUCAGAGACCAGAAUUACGCGGUGGAGGGCAAGACACCCAUCGACCGCCUCUCGUUGCUGCUGUCUGGCAGGGUCCGAGUGAGCCAGGAUGGACAAUUCCUUCACUACGUCUUUCCAUACCAGUUCCUGGACUCUCCAGAAUGGGAAUCACUGCGACCCUCUGAGGAAGGAACUUUCCAGGUCACACUGACGGCUGAGACCGACUGCAGCUUCAUCACCUGGCCGAGGAAGAAGCUGUAUCUCCUCCUGCGGAAGGACCGAUACAUAGCCCGGCUCUUCUCCUCCCACCUGGGCUACGACAUCUCGGAGAAGCUCUACUCCCUCAAUGAGAAGCUCUUUGCCAAGUUUGGCCUCCACUUCGACAUCCGCUUGCCCAGCCUGUACCACGUCCUCGGGCCAGCCUCCUCCGAGGGGGAGUCAGAGGACUGCGAGGAGUCACCGCCUGCCUCUGGCCAGGCUGAUGGCUCUGACACCCAUCCGCAGCCACCACCACCACCGGCUCCUCGGCCCCGAGCAUCCCGGCCCGACAGUGACCUGCUGGGUGAGGAUUCCACCAGUCUUGUCUUGGAAGAUUUUGCUGAGUUGCCGGGGUCUUAUAUGGACUAUGUGAGCGAAGGGGAGUAUAUGAAAUGA
Messenger RNA from Melopsittacus undulatus (budgerigar), 1107 nucleotides. RefSeq names its product popeye domain-containing protein 2. Gene Ontology annotation, cellular component: sarcolemma. Gene Ontology annotation, biological process: heart development; skeletal muscle tissue development; striated muscle cell differentiation. Lineage: Eukaryota; Metazoa; Chordata; Aves; Psittaciformes; Psittaculidae. Bases 1 to 1107 code for a protein of 368 amino acids. Gene Ontology annotation, molecular function: cAMP binding. The record is from RefSeq and is a predicted model, not a curated record. The transcript is spliced from 3 exons.